This is a messenger RNA of Zootermopsis nevadensis, 868 nucleotides long. RefSeq lists its product as uncharacterized. Gene Ontology annotation, cellular component: extracellular region. NCBI's taxonomy places the organism in Eukaryota, Metazoa, Arthropoda, Insecta, Blattodea, Termopsidae. Gene Ontology annotation, molecular function: chitin binding. The record is from RefSeq and is a predicted model, not a curated record.
AUCACUAAAAGUGGUUCAUUUAAAUGCAAAGGUCUUGCGAUACGAGUACCUUCAAUGAAAACUGUAGGAACCGGGUUACAUACAAGUUUUGCGAGACACAGAAUAACAUUCAACAUUCGAACGCUAGCAGAACGGAGCGGUCUUAACUCUCAGCAUGUGGACUCAGAGCUUCGUGAAAAUUUUCUUCACUCUCUCAUUUUAUAUGGCCACGGCGUCAUCUCAGGACGCUGGAUUCAAAUGCAAGGCAGCGGGCUUCUUUGCCGACCCCACGGACUGCCACAGAUUCUAUAACUGUGACGACGACCUGGAUGUAAUUCGCGGUACCUGCACCAAGUACGGACACUUCGAUCCAGUGGACACGUGCGUCUGGGGAGACUGCACCAACGCCUAUGCCCCCAUCACUACCCCGAACACAACCCAACAAACGGCAGCUACCACCAGCAGUACGCCGACCACAUCAACUUUUAAAUGCCCUGGUUCAGGGAAAUAUCCUGACCCGAGCGAUACUCGAAGUUACUAUGUUUGCGACUCAAAGAUGAUUCCUAAACGUAAAACAUGUUUUAUAUUACACAAAUUUGACCCCAAAAGAAGUGCUUGCAUAUUGUUCAUAUUUUAAAUGCGCCCACAACACGUUAAUUAAUUAAUUAAUAAUAAUAAACUUCUGUGAGACUUGUAGGAUUAGUGUCUCACAGAAUUUUAACGCACACAUGCAUGUGAUUCUAUUUGCAAAUGCAGAAACAUUUAUAUUCGUAUAUAUAAUGAUCUAUUACGAAAUUCAGGCACUGAUUUAGGUAAAAAUUAUUGUAAUUUGAUGCUUUAAACAGCUCGAAUAUAAUACAAUAUAAUAAAACGAAAUACUCUACAUGAA